AUACAGUUGGACGAGGCGGACGCAUCUUUACGCACCAGACCAACUACUGAGAAAAAAGCGAAAGGGAUAUAUAUACAUACACAGACGAACUGCUUGUUUGUACCACGGUGUUAAAUGGAUACCAGUUGUUUCACCGCGGCGCAGCGUAUUUCAUGCCACGCAAUGAAUGCGGAUUUAUUUAAACCUACUCCGGAGCGUGGACCCCAACAGUCCUCUGCCCCGGUGAAAACCAGCAGGAAUAAACCCGAGCAAAUCAAACCAGAGCUGGCCCAGGUGGUGACAGACUCCAAAACGGGAAGAUCAUACAGCAAAGGGAAGCUUUUGGGAAAGGGUGGCUUUGCUCGAUGCUAUGAGAUGACAGACUUAUCCAGCAACAAAAUGUACGCCGUGAAGGUGAUUCCACAGAGCAGGGUGUCCAAACCACACCAAAGGGACAAGAUCACGAAUGAGAUCGAGCUCCACAAAACCCUGUCGCACAAGCAUGUGGUGAAAUUCUCUCAUCAUUUUGAAGACCAAGAAAACAUCUACAUUUUCCUCGAGCUCUGCAGUCGGAAGUCCCUGGCACACAUUUGGAAGGCGAGACACACGCUCACAGAGCCAGAAGUGCGAUAUUACCUCAGACAGAUCAUAUCUGGCCUCAAGUACCUCCACAGCAGAGGGAUCCUGCACAGAGAUCUCAAACUAGGCAACUUCUUUGUCAAUGAGAACAUGGAGCUGCGGCUGGGAGACUUCGGCCUCGCUGCCAAGCUGGAGACAGUCGAGCAGAGGAAAAAAACAAUUUGUGGGACUCCCAACUACUUGGCCCCUGAGGUGCUCAACAGACAGGGCCACGGCACGGAAUCUGACGUUUGGUCCCUCGGAUGCGUCAUGUACACACUGAUGUGCGGAAUCCCUCCUUUUGAGACUCUUGACCUGAAGGAGACCUAUAAAUGUAUAAAGGAAGUCCGCUACAACUUGCCAUCCUCGAUUUCCCCCUCUGCACAGAAACUCAUCUCAGGCAUCCUACAGAAAAACCCCAGCGACAGGCUCACGCUGGACCAAAUCCUCAACCACGAUUUCUUCAACAAAGGUUUCACUCCUGAUAAGCUUCCCCCCAGCAGCUGCGUGAUGGUGCCAGAGCUCCACCCCCCCAGCCCUGCCAAGAAAUUCUUCACUAAAAUGGCAAAGAGCUUCUUUGGCAAGAAGAAGGCGAAAGUGGAGAAGAUUCCAUGUGAGGAAAAAGAUGACAAAGACAUUUCCAAGCUGGUGUCUGGCAUCGUUAAAUGUUCCAUCAACAGGCAGAUCAGCUACAAAACAGUGGGACCCAAUGAGGUGCCCUCUCCCAUCGGUCAGGUGGUCAGCUCCGUGCCUCUGGAGCCGACUCCUGCUGAGGAGGAGUCCAGGAAGUCAAUCUCUCGCUCCUUCAAGGGCACCACAGGCACCACGGCCAGCAGCACUGAACCAUGUGAGGAUGCCCUGACUCCUGCAGCUGUGACUGAAACUGCUGUGAAAAUUCUCAACAGCUGCCUGGCCACCAUGCCUGCAGCCACCAGAAACCCGCCCUGUUUGUCCAGGCCCCAGUCCUUCCUGUGGGUGACUAAAUGGGUCGACUACUCAAACAAAUAUGGUUUCGGCUACCAGCUCUCGAACCAAAGCAUCGGUGUGCUCUUCAAUGAGGGAACACGUCUCUGUCUUUGUGACCAACGACAGACAGUCCACUAUUGCUUACCCAACAACAAACACUUCACUUUCCCUGCAGAAUCUCUACCUGAGCAGCUUCGCAGCCAGAAACAAAUCGUAGAGCUCAUGGCCAACUACAUGGAGCAAAACCUUAUGGAGGGUGGAGAUCUGCACUGUGAGGAUCAAGUAUCAGGCUGUCCUCCUCUGCUGCUCCAGUGGGUGAAAACUGACCAUGCUCUCGUCAUGCUCUUCAAUAAUGGCACUCUACAGGUGAACUUCUACGCAGACCACACAAAGAUCAUCCUGUGCAAGUCAUCCGAUGACUCCUACCUGCUCACCUACAUCAGCCGGGAGCGCGUCUCAUACACUUACCUCCUCAGCAUGCUGAAUGAGAUGGGCUGCACUUCCGAACUGAGACACCGGCUGCGAUACGUGGUGCAGCUGCUCCAACACCAUGCUGAUGCCUGAGAUCCCGGUUCAGUGCCUCCCAGGCUGCCUGAUGCCUUGGAGGCGACCUGACUGGUUUACACCUCUUCUUAGGCAGCCUGACUGGUUGAUACAAUUUCUCAAGGCAGUGCCGGGACGAGCUGACGCCUGUUCAGUUGACUGAUGGCAAGCUGCUCAGAGGAGCUGAGCAAAUAUUCUUGUCUGUACUGGUGCUUAGGCAGCUGAUGAUCAAAUUGAUUGACCUUGAUAAACAUCAAGCAGUCAGGAGGUUGCCCAAUGCAGCAUCUGCCUCAAGGGUUUGUGCCUGUCCAGCUUUUGCCUCAAAGGUAUCCACCUGGAAGGUUUUGAUACCUGAAAAAAGAGACUCCUACCUGGCCUGAAAUGAUGGAUCCUUGACAGGCAGAAGCCUACAUGAACACCUGAUUACCUUCCCUCACUCACUCAAAGCCACUGCUUCUUGGCUGGAUCUUUCAAAGCCACCAACCUACCCUGCAGCUUUCAGCGUCCCCUGAUAGCCGAUAAUCCAGGCAUGGUUUCUCAAAGGUAUCUAAACACUAAAAUUGUCAUAUUUGCUUGCAACGGAACAGGGAAAAUCUUGCAGCUGAAAUUCUUUUUAGGCUCUCCUUAAAAGUAUUUUAGCAGCAAGGUCAUUCACGCCGUUGACAUGCACUGGAGCUGUGAUCUGUCAGCAGAGAUGCUUUGGGAAGAACUGUGGUUUGAUUGGAGAGGGAGACCCUCCUACCCUCGGAUGGUUUCUGGCCUGUUUGGACUAAGGUGCACACAUUCAUUUUUUUUUUUUCUUAUUUUAAAAAAAGAAAAUUGAGCCAACUAAAGGAUCACACUACGAUCUUGACCUCACAUGCACAAAUAACAUUCCUGGCCUUAUUUGAUGAUAAUGAUGCUAAGAUUUGGAGAAGGUUAUUGCUUCUUUUGAUCCAACAUCACUUGUCUUGUUUUAGUUGUUAAAAAUUUCACUGUGGUACACGGCAUACUAAAGGGGCUAUGGGAGCAACACGAUUUUGCACUUUUUUUUUCUUUUUGUAAAUUCAUCAGGAAAGAAACAUUUUACUACCACUGAUUUUAUUUGUUUUUAACUAGAUACCAAAAGGCAUUUUCUUUGUAUUUUUUUUUUUAAAUGAUUCAGUUUUAAAUUCACAUGCAGUAGGAGAAUGUGUGUGUGCCACACAUGUGCUGGUAAACAACUGUUGAAUGAGGGUGGGGAGGGGGGAUAAAAGUGCCUUUCUGAGGGAUGUCUGUAUAGUGCAAUAACAACCCUUUGUGAAUGUCAAGCUGGAUACAAACAAGAUUUGAGAGAUGGGUUUUACAGGUGGGAUUUACUUUUGUACUUUAAGAAAAGUUUAAAAAGUAAGUCCAAUAGCACUACAAUCUCACUACCUUGUAUAAGCUUUUAGAACAACUGGUAUCAUAAGUAUAUAUCCCAGAAAUAUCUACUAUGGAAAAAAGAAAACAUUGUACUUUGUUGUACUGUACUGUAAUCCUUAUCGGUUUACAUUGCUUUCUCGACCCAGAGUUGUAUCCUAAAAACUGUGACCUGGAAUGCAAGUAUUACGUACAUGUGUUUUCAAAAAACCCAACAUUGUGAAAGCCAUCUGCCAAUUCAGAAGAGUCUUUAUUUUUUGGCACAUAAUAUCCUGUUUAUUUAUUUUUAAUUUAUACAUGUUUUUUAUUUAUUGUUGUGUAAAUGUUACGGUCUUGACACAAAAUGUUAAUUCCAAUCACCUUUUGUAUGUAACGUAUUUGGGGGAAAAUGGGACAAAUUAAAGUUUAUUGAAAAUGAA
Messenger RNA from Centropristis striata (black sea bass), 3905 nucleotides. It is a transcript of the gene plk3, whose product is annotated as polo-like kinase 3 (Drosophila). Gene Ontology annotation, molecular function: ATP binding; protein serine/threonine kinase activity; protein binding. Gene Ontology annotation, cellular component: cytoplasm; spindle pole; nucleus. Bases 115 to 2127 code for a protein of 670 amino acids. The record is from RefSeq and is a predicted model, not a curated record. Gene Ontology annotation, biological process: Golgi disassembly; DNA damage response; mitotic G1/S transition checkpoint signaling. Lineage: Eukaryota; Metazoa; Chordata; Actinopteri; Perciformes; Serranidae. The transcript has 15 exons.